UAAGCAUUAGCCUUUAUAUUCAUGUAUAAAUAUGCCUAAACUCCACACUAUUUGAAAAAUAAAAAAACUUCUUCAAAAAGUAAAAACCGAUAGAAAUUCAAAAUGAAAUUUAACUUAUUUUUGCUCCUUUUAACCACCCUUACUGCUGUUGUUUUAAGUCAACAUCAUAUAAUACCCGGUCAAUCAAUAAUUCAAUUACUCGGUCGUGAUCUUUAUUGGGAUGUAAAUGAUGGCGUUGUUUUAUACCCAGGGGGUGUUAAUCCUGCUAGAUGGAUAAUUCAACCUUUACCUAAAGGAAAUUUUAUCAAAUACAUUAAUGGUGGAUUCGUCCAAUACAAUGGUGAUUCCAAACAACUCAAUAUUACAGAUAGUGGAAGUCCUUGGCUAUUUGAACCUAGUACAGAAGAACCUUGUUUCAUUUGUUCCAGAGAAAACCAAACUGAGUGUGCAACAGCAGUUGAAACAAAUAAUAAUGGAUGGGUAGUUAAAGCUAAGCAAAAACAUUCUAGUCCUUACCAGUUGUGGAGAGUAUAUAGGGUUGCUUAAUACCGCUGGGAAGGGAGGUCAAGAAGGUGAUUUCAAAGAGUAAGCUCUGCAGGAAGAAACUACUUAAUUCUUUUGGAUGUUUAUACCAUUAUGAUUAUAUAACAUGUUUAUAUUGUGCGAUAUAUAGUGU
Molecule: messenger RNA, 676 nt
Organism: Rhizophagus irregularis DAOM 181602=DAOM 197198
Lineage: Eukaryota; Fungi; Glomeromycota; Glomeromycetes; Glomerales; Glomeraceae
Source: RefSeq, a predicted model, not a curated record